Haliotis rufescens (red abalone) is the source of this 2004-nucleotide messenger RNA. Its product is annotated as E3 ubiquitin-protein ligase TRIM56-like. Lineage: Eukaryota; Metazoa; Mollusca; Gastropoda; Lepetellida; Haliotidae. The record is from RefSeq and is a predicted model, not a curated record. Gene Ontology annotation, biological process: positive regulation of DNA-templated transcription. The transcript has a single exon. Gene Ontology annotation, cellular component: chromatin; nucleoplasm. The coding region runs from base 418 to 1896 and encodes 492 amino acids. Gene Ontology annotation, molecular function: zinc ion binding; ubiquitin-protein transferase activity; protein binding.
GCACCCAUCCAGUGUGCAUCUCUUUUACUCUCCACCACAAUCCUGGAGGUGUUUGGCAUGAAUUACUGUAAUCACCAAGGGCUGUGGGCUGCGCAUGUAUGGUCAGGGGAUGUGAUGAAUGGUUUGAGGUAGUCUGUUUAGAACUGUCUUGGUGUUCAGGUUUCAGAGAAGAUUUGGUUUGGUGAACAGGCAUUGUAUUAAAAUUACACUGUAACCAAAACCUUAAAGAUAUUGGUUUCCUACAAAACACUUGACAUGUUUCACCUAAUAUUAAAAUUUAAAAGACAUCAAGGAUGUAAUAAAUGAAAUCACUGCCAAAAAAAGGGUUAAACAUAUUUAUUAUUGAUAAUUAUUAAAUAAGAUACUUACAUAAUUUAUUUUUGACUGAGCAAUGUUUCUCAUCUUCAGUCCUUCAACAUGGCAUACUCUGAGGCUGUGGGCAAGGACCAAACAAUGACUUUGUCAGAAUUGGUUCAGAGUGACUUUCUGUAUUGUGACAUCUGCCAGCAGCAGUACUGUCAGCCUGUGCUCUUGCCAUGUCUCCAUAGUUUCUGUGUCUCAUGUGUGUCUCAUCUUAAAUCGGACAUCAGCAGGAAUGGCAACUCAUUGCUACAACUAACCUGCCCUACAUGCAAGUCAGCAGUCACAAAGCCAGACAUCAGUCUCAACCAGCUUAACAUGUUCUUACUUAACUUGUGUCAGCUGUUGAAGUUAAAAGCAGCAAACUCACGUUUAUGUGAGUACUGUGCAUUUGAUGGGAAAAAGAUAAGUGCUACAACUCUGUGUCUGGAAUGUCAGGACGACAUGUGUGAUCCAUGCACACGUGCACACCACCGUACACGAGUCACACGGGAUCAUAAACUUGCUCCACAUGAGCAGAUCAGAAAGGGUUUAUAUGAUCAUGAUAUACGAAGCCAUCAGCAGAUUAUGUGUUCUGACCAUAAAGAAAGUCAUCUGAAUGUAAUGUGCGAAAACUGCUUACAGCUAAUAUGCCAAGAUUGUGCCCUCGAGGCUCAUGCUGAUCACAAGGUGUCCUCAGUGGAACCUGGACUAUCCAAGUACAAGAAGCAGCUGAUGAGAUUUUUACAAGAACUGGAGACACAAGUACCAGCAAUACAGGACUAUGUUGCUUUCCUGUACACACAUGAGACAAAUAUAAACAAGAACCAGAAGGAAAUUAGCAAAGAGAUCACAAACCAAGCAGAUCGCUUCCAUAAACUGAUUGAUCAACAGAGACAACAGCUGUUAGACCAGCUAAAUGAGGCAUGCCAGAAAGAGGUCAGAAAACUACAAGCUAAAUGCAAUGAUCUCAAACUUGCAGAAAUAUCGAUACAAGAAAAUACAAAUCUUCUUGGUUAUCUGGAAAGAUUUGGGACACCAGAAGAAAUUAUUUUAAUGUUCAAAUCAAUUGCUGAAAGGAUCAACCAAAUGAGACACAUGAAACCUGAUGGUUUAAGUCACAGGCUCAUGACUCGAUUCACAUUAGGUUCAUUAACAGAGAUGAAUGCACAAAUAAUGUUUGGCCAUCUCAAUAUCAGCAGCGUUCCAUUUGAUCAAGAUGAUUCUCCACAACCACGUCGGACAGCCCCAACUUUGAUGCCCUCUGUCCUACAAACUCCUCAACUAAUGGCUGUGUUUGAUACUAAACUAAAUACGGACUCAGUUGAUGCUUGGCCUACUGGCGUCUCUGUGACUCAAGAGAAGGAUUUUGUUAUUGUGGACAGGGACAACAAGAAAGUGAAAAUAUUUGACAAAGAAGGCAAGCUUAAAAGAGAAUUCCCAGGCAAAGGAGAUCAUGCACUAGGAAGUCCAUUUGAUGUCACAAUUCUGCAAAAUAGCAAUAUUGCUGUCACUGAUUACAAGAAUGAAGAUGUGAAGAUAUAUUUGAUCAAUUAGAAACUGUGUGACAGCAAUCACUGGUCACUGUCGGCAUCCUCGAGGAAUAACCACAAAUAAGAAUGGACAAAUCAUUGUGGUAGACUGUCAUUUACAUCAAAUAAUGAC